UGAUGCUCACUUACUUUCAGGAAACAGUGAAGGUGCCAUUUGGAACAAAGCACCUGGAUGCUGCCUUGUGUUUCCCUUCCUCAGUAACAGAUGUUCACACGGCCGUCAUUCUCACACAUGGGGCUGGUGGCGACAUGAACUUCAAACAUCUGGUUUCUCUUGCACAUGCCUUAGCUUCAGAUGGUUUCUUCUGUCUCCGUUUCACAUGCAAAGCUUUAAACCUGGGUUAUAGAGUAAAGGCUUACCGUGCUGUGUUGGAAUACCUGAAAUCUCAACAGAAGUUUGCCAUAAAGCACAUUUUUGUCGGAGGCAGGUCGAUGGGAUGUCGUGCUGCUGCAGCUUUAGCUAGGCAGCUGAGUGAUGAAUCUGAGGACGCGGUGCAGGGUGUCAUCUGCCUGUCUUUCCCCCUGCACCCCCCGGGACAGAAACACGUGCAUCAGCAACGGAGCGAAGAUCUCAGAGGCCUUCUUGAACACAUGUCUGUGCUGUGUGUGUCCGGCACUGAGGACAACAUGUGUGACAGGGUCCUUUUUGAAGGCAUGGUUAAAGAAAUGAAAGCUCAAGUGGAGGUUUUCUGGCUGAAAGGAGGCAGCCAUGGACUGACAGUGAAGGGAAGGCCGGAGGAGUCUGUCUUAGAGGAAGUGAAUUUACAAGUCAUCUCCUGGAUGAAUAAGCAGGCAGCGUAAUUACUUUCAGUUAUCAGAUAUUUCUGUGGUUUGUCAUUUAUUUUUCUACUAGUUUAAUAAAGAAUAUAUAUUUUUACACAA
Molecule: messenger RNA, 767 nt
Organism: Notothenia coriiceps (black rockcod)
Lineage: Eukaryota; Metazoa; Chordata; Actinopteri; Perciformes; Nototheniidae
Gene: tex30
Product: testis expressed 30
Exons: 4
Coding region: 3-686 (227 amino acids)
Source: RefSeq, a predicted model, not a curated record